Molecule: messenger RNA, 1742 nt
Organism: Schistocerca americana (American grasshopper)
Lineage: Eukaryota; Metazoa; Arthropoda; Insecta; Orthoptera; Acrididae
Gene: maf-S
Product: transcription factor MafG
Exons: 3
Coding region: 152-577 (141 amino acids)
Biological process (GO): regulation of transcription by RNA polymerase II
Cellular component (GO): nucleus
Molecular function (GO): RNA polymerase II cis-regulatory region sequence-specific DNA binding; DNA-binding transcription factor activity, RNA polymerase II-specific
Source: RefSeq, a predicted model, not a curated record
AUCCCGCAACCAAAACAAAUACAUGCAACUGUUUUUAGUAGUAGAUAUCUUGAUGUUCUUUUGCUGCUGCAAAAUAUUGUCAGUAACAUAGUUGAGUGAACUUGUAACUGUGGCGUAACUGCAACUGUUAUAGUUCAGCUGUCAGAAGCCAAUGCCCCAGGAAAAUAUAAAACUGGAUAGAAAAAGCGGCCAUGGUGGUCAGUCAAACAAGGCACCUUUAUCACCAGGUCCAGUCUUGGAUAUAACUGACGAUGAGCUCGUUAGUAUAUCAGUCCGUGAUUUAAAUCGUCAGUUGAAGUUGCGUGGUCUUUCAAGGGAAGAAAUAGUGCGAAUGAAACAGCGCCGAAGAACCCUAAAAAACAGAGGAUAUGCAGCCAGCUGCCGCAUUAAACGUAUUGAACAAAAGGAUGAACUUGAAUCGGAGAAGACCCAAGAAUACAGAGAUAUGGAAGCAAUGCAAGAGGAGAAUCGUCGUAUGCGUGUUGAAGUAGAGCAGCUCCAUGUCAAAUACGAAGCUCUCAAGAAAUUUGCAGCAUUGAAGAAGAUUUCAAUUCCACCUGAAUUGGAAACUAUUUGAGCUUAACUUCAAAACAGUGCUACUUGCUCUUUUGUCCUUUUACAAAUUGUAUAAUGGAAGCGUUGCAUAUGUAAAAGACCAAAAACAAGAAUUGUAUCUGAGACUUCUAGUAGUUUUCAGAUAUAUCUUCUUAUCGUACACUGCUUCCUUGAUUGUGCAGGGGAGUUACAGAAAUGAUUAAUCAUCUAAAGGCACAGUGUCAGCACAGAACGCAUCUCAAUACCAAAGACAGGUAUUACCAAGGAGAAAUUGAUAGUACAGCACAGAGUUACUAAAUGUCAGUUACACUGGUAUUACUUUUAUAAAAUUGUAAUAAAAUAUUUCCAAAUGUACUGUGUACUUAUUUCUACAAAGUUGUAUAAAUUAUAAGUGACUAUGGUGUGUACUAUGUUUGCACUCUUUCUUGAGCUCUAAUAGAGAGGAAUGUGGGGAGCAGAGAAAGCAAGACCUACCUUCAUCAAGGUAUACCACUACUGUAACUGUGCUUCGCUCUUUGUACCAAACAUUUAUGAAACCUUCUAUGGCCUCUUUUCUGGUUAGCUGUAGUAGUGGCCUUACUAGAACUAAUUUUUCAUUCAUUUCACCACACAGAAACCUGCAUUGUAAGAUGGCAUUCACUACAGUGGCCUCGAAAUUUGUAGUGCAUCAGUAUUGUUUGAUCACCAAGGUUGGCAGAAAGCAGAAGCAAAGCACUAGUGGCGAAAAUUCUUCGGACGACUGCCAGUUCAAGAGUAGAAAGUAAGAAAGUGCUCAAGAAAAAGUUCAGAGUUAAUACUGCUCACACAUUGUGAAAUGUGAGAAUUGUUAUAAUAUAAUAUGGUUUGCAUGCUCAAAAAUUUCUUAAAUGUACUAAAGUAAGUGAAAAUAUUUUUGAGAAUGUGAACAUCAUGACGCAGGUGUUCAGUUGUCAGCAAAAUAUGUAGAACAGCAUACCUAAUGGUAAAUACUUGCAUUGGAAGUAUAACAUGCUUGAGAAACUAUUGUAAUUAAAAUAUUCGUAUUAACACGGGAAAUUAUGGGGUUCUAGUUUCUGAAAAUGUGACAGUAGAAUACUCUAUCAUAUAAUAUUUAACAAGUAAAUGUAAUGGGGAUGAACUGAAAUGUAGGUAAUUGUGUGAGAACUGCACUAUAUUGACAAUGAAUAAAUAUUUUCUUACUGUUGGUA